GUGACGUCAGGGAGCAGAGCGAAGGGUGCCCAUGGCUAAUCAGCUCCCAUCCGCCGUGUUUGCCCAGCAGUGCCCGGGCGGCUGCUGCUCCCGCCCCGCUUCGCCGCUGUGAGUGUUUGGAGAGAGGAGAGGGAGCUCUGCGGAGCCGGUGCCCAGCCCUGCCCCUGCAGGGAGCCCCAGGGCUGCCGGCCCGGGGAGCCGGUGGGUGACAGCCCGGCCCAGGCUGGGACACUCCUCUCGCCAGUGCUGCACCCUGCCCGGAGCUGGGAACCCCCUCUCAGCACUGCAGACACCUCAGAACACGGUGCUCAGGGCAGGGAGGGCUCCAAGGGAGAAACUAGGAGCUGUGGUCACCCCAAAAACAGGAGAGCAGGGCAGCUCUGGAGCGGGGCUGUGGCUGUCCCCAAGCCCAGUGGCCGGUGUCCCACUCCCUGAGUGUCCCCAACAGUUAUGACACAGUCUGGUGCUGUGUCAGACCCCUUCAGCUGUCAGGGGCAGGCUGUCCUGUGUCCUCUGGCCAUCCUGUGUCCCCGGCCACCCUGCAUCCCCAGCCAUCUGUGUCCCCUGGCCCUGUUCUGUGCUGCCCCAGAUGACCCCGCUGGCACAUCCUGCUGCCAGGGCAGAAAUGGCACCUCUGGCACAGCCUGUCUGGGACCCGAGCUGAUUGCCAUUGUCCCUGUCCUCACAGGGGAGCCACAGGCCAUAGCGUGGGGUGAAAAUGCUGUCAUCCAAGUCUGUCCCCACUGGCCCAGACACUCUCCACAUGGUAUGUCCAUCUCUGCAUCCACAAGUUCCAAAAUCUCUCCCAGGCCUGGCUGGGGAGCCCAACAUCCAUCUCGAAGGGGCACAAAGCUGGAGAUGAGUGGUCUGAACCUGCAUGAGGGUGGUGCAGCACCUGGGGGUACCCAUGGAAAGGCUUUGCACACUGCAGCGGCAGCCCCUGUUUGCAGAGGCAUGGCUCGAUACGCAGUAUGUUCUUCAGAAGAUCCCUACUCCAGGAGUCAAAAUAGCAUGAAAUUUAAUUUUACGCCUAUUUGACAAAGCUUGAUUUCACCUCCAAUCAGCAGGGAGAUAAGAGCCCUCGGCACAAGUGUGCGGGCAGUUUGGCAGCUGGGGCUGCCGAUUUAAUAGGUGAAUUUACAGGGACAACACUUGAAAAUCCCCUGGCGAGUGAACCAUUAAGCCGUCAGCUCGCUGCUCCGCUAUAAAUACUUCAGGCCCAGGUGGAGGGACGGGCAGGGGGAGCGGCGCGGGAGCCUAUGCAUGGCCGGGCGGCAGCGCCAAGGGUGACUCCUGGGGGUGCCUCUGAGCGCUGACAUGGCUGCGGGUGUCAUCCAGCCCCUGGCCGAGCUGCGGCUGCCCUCGCCCUUCCCGCACGGCCUCCUGCUGCCCACGCACCCUGAGCCCGACUUCCCCGACCUCUCCGAGGAGGAGGAAGAGGAAGAGGAGGAAGAGGAGGAGGACGUGGAAGCAGUGGAGGAGAGCGUGAGGCCGGAGCUGGCCAGCGUCUCCAGCACUGCCGAGACCACCCUGCGUCUCCUCAAGUUUUCGGAGCACAUCAGCUGCGACAUCCAGCGCUACUUCGGGCGGCGGGGCCGGGAGGAGGCUGCCAGCAGCCACCCCGUGCCCCAGGACUGCGGCUCGCCCCAGAGCGCUGAGGCUGUGCCCGAGGUCGUGGCCCCGCGGGGCAGCCCGGGGGCCACACACAGGCUGGGGCCGCUGGCCGAGCUCUUUGAGUACGGCGUGCACCGGUGCCUGCCCGCACGGGCGGCCGGCGGCAAGACACAGCGGCUGGAGAGGAAGUACGGCCACAUCACCCCCAUGCACCGCAGGAAGCUGCCGCCCUCCUUCUGGAAAGAGCCGGGCCCAGGCCCCGCCAGCCUCCUCCACACUGGCACCCCUGACUUCAGCGACCUCCUGGCCAACUGGACAGUGGAGCCAGGGCCAGAGCUGCCGGGCACCGGGCGGGAGCUGCUGGCUCGCCCGGGGCUGGAGGCAGAGCCCUUUGCUGGGCUGUGACCCCACUGUGGCCCCGGGGGCCCUGGUCCCGCCACGUGCCACCCAGUUAAUGAUAAACCUGGUGGCCCCAGUGCCAGCACCAGGGCACUCGGAGCUGCCGGGUCGAAGCCGGUGAUGGGACGAGUGAAUAAAUGAC
Messenger RNA from Vidua macroura (Pin-tailed whydah), 2155 nucleotides. RefSeq names its product proline and glutamate rich with coiled coil 1 (gene PERCC1). Bases 1318 to 2019 code for a protein of 233 amino acids. The transcript has 3 exons. Lineage: Eukaryota; Metazoa; Chordata; Aves; Passeriformes; Viduidae. The record is from RefSeq and is a predicted model, not a curated record.